GUACCACACACCUCUGAUGUUGACUGCUGGAUUUGGAAACUUCAAAAUCAAUGAAGCCAGCGAUGAGUACAAGUUGAGACGCAGAACCCAGAUGGUGUGCUUCUUAACAGCCGCUGGUAUCACCAUGUUGACCUCCAGAUUUGCCUAUAAAUCCACCAUCACCAGACAGUUUCUUCCCACUUUUUUCCAAGGAAAUCAUUCACCACCCACCAGCUACAAUUUCACAGCCGAUGCCGCCGUGGCCGUGGGGACAGGUACAUUGUUGGCAGGCUCGGUGUCGCUGAUGGCGAUUUUUGGUUGGUGUUGGAUCAUCGACGUGAGUUCUUUUAAAGAGUUCGGCUGGAAAAUGAAGAGUUUAAUGGGUGGAGACGAACGCUUGAGACAACUAGCCCUUCAACCCAUGGACGAGGAGAGUGCUAGCAUUCAGGAUGGUCUUAAUGAUCUUUUAGAAGGAAAAUAUGAUGAUAUGCCCGAUAGCCAGUAAGGUUAUUAUAACUUACUCAAUUUUCAUAAAAAUCCCAAUCAAAGUACACCAUUAUGACCAUGAACAUUGUACCUACCCAGAACACGCAUUUUUACCCUAAUAGCUUGUAAAUAUACUUCUUGAACCAUCA
Messenger RNA from Yamadazyma tenuis ATCC 10573, 614 nucleotides. RefSeq lists its product as uncharacterized. Gene Ontology annotation, cellular component: mitochondrion. Lineage: Eukaryota; Fungi; Ascomycota; Pichiomycetes; Serinales; Debaryomycetaceae. The record is from RefSeq and is a predicted model, not a curated record.